CUAGAUUAUAGCUUGUUUCGUUAUGACAAAUUAUUAGAAUUUGUAGUUUUAGAGAAAAUGGUGAAUGCUUGUAGAAGGAACAAACUGCCCAAGAGGGUACAUUAAGGACUUUCAAGUUUAUGAUCCACAUAGAGUGGGAAGAGUAACAGUUGAACUACAAGGGAGGGUUAAUGAUUGCAAGGCUCUCACUUACAGGCAAGACAUCAAAGCAAAGGAUAUUGAAGCUUACAGAUUACGCACACUUCCAACACGGCAGUGGGGUUACGUUGUGAUUACAACUCCAGAUGGCAUUUUGGAUCAUGAAGAGGCCAUCAGACGAAAUGCGGGAGGACAAGUGCUUGGUUACUUCCAUUAGAUCCCUGGUCUCUACGCGCAAAUUUGCAUGGGAUUCAGGAAAACGACGAGUUGUUUAUGCAUUGCUUUGGCCUCCUAGAUUGUGUUAUUUGUAAACUUUGAGUCAAGAUCUUUCUGAAUGUUUUGACUAUUUGGUGAACUUGAAUUCUGAAUCUCUGAUAUAUAACAUUUCCCUUUUUUUUUCUUAUCUUUUGGUUAUGUCCGGGAAUGAGAUCAUCAU
This is a messenger RNA of Rubroshorea leprosula, 574 nucleotides long. NCBI's taxonomy places the organism in Eukaryota, Viridiplantae, Streptophyta, Magnoliopsida, Malvales, Dipterocarpaceae. The record is from the annotation of a GenBank genome assembly.